CAUCCUCUGACCGGUGACGCCACUGCACGUAACAAGCGAACACCACUUGCAGUAACAGCGCAGUGCGCAGUCGAAAUUGUGAACCAUGGGAGCCACACCGAGCAAGCACAGUAUUGGAGAUGGACUGGCGUAUUCCUACUACAGCGGAUUUCUGAAAAUUGUGCUACCAGAGCUCAGCAAUGGAAUCGACAGCAGUGAAGAUGGGAAGUGGAAGGAUACAAUAGUUUCAAAAAAGCUCCUCAUUCUGGUCCCUGAGAGUGGAGAACUACCUAGCCUUCUGCAAGAUGUGGAUGAGAAUAUCUCAUUCGAAGGAAAAAUUCAGAUUGUUCAAGCAGAUGUAGCAGGAACUCCUCAAAGGCCAUACAGUAACAACAUCUACAAAGCAAAAAUUAAUGACAAGGAAAUUAUAUUUGUCGCUGACAUGCCGGCAAACCUGAACACGCUUCGUGACAUGGUAGCUGAUCAUGCUUUGACUGGAAUGACGGCUGUAGAAAGACUCCACGAGGUGAAGAGGUUUGUUGACAUGUUGAAGAAGACCAUUAAUGCGAAGGAAGGAAUAGUCGAAAAGUGUGAGAUCGUCAUGUAUGAUGAUAAACAGAAGAAAAUCUCGGAAGUUAUUGGAGAGAAGUUUUCCUCAUGAAUUCCUGAUGAGUCACAAUGAUUGCUAUUGUUCAAUGUGAGUUAUUAAUGCUUGGAUGAAAUGGGAUAUUAAAACAGUGAAUUCGGUUAUUAGUUUUUUUCCUGAAUAUAUCUGUAUACUAUUACAUUGUAUAGAUAUGUU
Messenger RNA from Priapulus caudatus, 781 nucleotides. Its product is annotated as stimulator of interferon genes protein-like. The record is from RefSeq and is a predicted model, not a curated record. Gene Ontology annotation, biological process: activation of innate immune response; positive regulation of type I interferon production; autophagosome assembly. The transcript is spliced from 5 exons. Gene Ontology annotation, cellular component: autophagosome; endoplasmic reticulum membrane. The coding region runs from base 86 to 640 and encodes 184 amino acids. Gene Ontology annotation, molecular function: 2',3'-cyclic GMP-AMP binding; cyclic-di-GMP binding. NCBI's taxonomy places the organism in Eukaryota, Metazoa, Priapulida, Priapulimorpha, Priapulimorphida, Priapulidae.